AUAAUUUAACUUUCAUUUCUCUACUUUGUGAGCAUUAAGCCCCUGGUUUGGUGAGUAAAUCUAGACCAUCCUGUCCCUGACCUGCCUCCAUUCUUCCACAUGGAGUCACAGCUUUUCUGCUUGAACCUGAAGCCCUGCAGGUGUUUGUGAGCAAGAAGAGACUCAGGAGCCAGGACUGGGAGAGGCUAGGAAAGCAGCGAAAUGGCUUCAGUCCGGGCAGACAUACAGAAGGAGGUGACCUGCCCCAUCUGCCUGGAGCUCCUCACGGAACCCCUGAGCCUAGGCUGUGGGCAUAGCUUUUGUCAAGCCUGCAUCACUACGAAGAAUGAGGAGUCACUGACCAUCAGGCCAGGAGGGGAAAAAAGCUGUCCUGUGUGCCAUGCCAGCUACCAGCCUGGGAAUCUAUGGCCUAAUCAUCAUCUGGCCAACAUAGUGAAGAGAUUCAGGGAGGCCAAGUUGAGCCCACAGGAGGGGCAAACAAGUGGUCUCUGUGUGUACCAUGGAGAAAAACUUCUGUUGUUCUGUAAAAAUGAUGAGAAGGCCAUCUGCUGGCUUUGCGUGAGGUCUCAGGAGCACUGUGGUCACCAAACGCUCCUUGUGGAGGAGAUGGCCAAGAAAUGUCAGGAGAAGCUCCAGGAGACUCUCAUAAGGCUGAGGAAGGAGCAGCUGGAAGCCAAGAAUUUGGAAGCUCAGAUUACAGAAGAGAGAGCUUCUUGGAAGCAUCAGACACAGGCUGAGAGACAAAGGAUUCUGGCAGGUUUUAAUGACUUGCAUGCCAUCCUGGACAAUGAGAAGAAGAGGGAACUGCACAAGCUGGAGGAAGAAGACGUGAAAGUUCUGGAUAGCCUGGCAGCAGCUAAAUACCAGCUGAUCCAGCAGGACCAGGAACUGAGCGAGCUCAUCUCAGAUGUGGAGCGUCGGAUGCAGGGGUCAUCAGUAGAGAUGCUGCAAGAUGUGAUUGACUUCGUGAAAAGAAGUGAGAUCUGGACCUUGAAGAAGCCGAACAUCGCUUCCAAGAAACUGAAGAAUGUGUUCCGAGCGCCAGAUCUGAAGGGCAUCCUGCAAACAUUUAGAGAGCUGACAGAUGUCCAGUGCUAUUGGGUGGAUGUGACACUGAAUCCAGUCCGUGCUUCUUCGAAUGUUGUCAUUUCUGCGGAUCAGAGACAAGUGCGAGUUGUGCACAUUUUGAACUUUAACAAUUCCUAUCAGUGUGAUUUUUCUGCUUUUGGUGUCUUGGGCUGCCAAUAUUUCUUCUCAGGUAAACAUUACUGGGAGGUGGAUGUGUCCAGGAAGACAGCCUGGAUACUGGGGGUAUGCUGUGGAACAAGUGACCCCAGGGAAAAUUGGGGUUCUUGGUUUCGUUUAGGCUCAAAUGCAAAUCUUCAAGAUGUGUACUCCAGAUACAGACCUCAACAUGGCUACUGGGUUAUAGGGUUACGGAAUCAAUUUGAAUAUAAUGCCUUUGAGGACUCUUCCUCCUUGGAUCCCCAGGUUCGGACUCUCUUCAUGGCUGCGCCUCCUCAUCGGGUUGGGGUUUUCCUAGACUAUGAGGCAGGCACUGUGUCAUUUUUCAAUGUCACAAACCAUGGGUCACUCAUCUACAAGUUUUCUCAGUGUUGCUUUUCUCAGCAUGUUUCUCCAUAUUUCAAUCCUUGUAACUGCCCAGCCCCCAUGACCCUCUGCCCCCCGAGCUCCUGAACCUUCUUAUUCCCUCACACACUUCUGCAUAGUUCCUUGUUCAGGGGCUCAGCUCCUGCACCUGAGCUCAUCUCCAGCAUUCUGAGUGUCUCUUCCGUUCUUUUCUAUAGGAUAUCUUUUAGUCUUCAUAGCGUGUAAUGAUGCCUUGUAUCAUAUUCUUCCUAAUAUCAUUUGCAGAGAAUGCUCAUUUGUUGCAUUUCUGAGAGAAAGACAUCUAAUCCCUCCUAGAGAAAGAGCAGUAUUCCUGUAAUUUCUCUACCAUCUCUUUUCUGCCUCAUUCCCCCUGCCACUUAACAGAAUUGACAAAGAAAACCUGUCAACUCUUGUUCAUAUUAUCUAGGACAGUACAUCUGUCCUAAAUAAUGAACCUUUCGGAGUCUGUAGGUUUACCAGUGACACACCAUAUUCAUCAGGGAGCUAAGCAGGAAGCACAUAAAUAAUGUAUUUACCAAGAGUGGAUUCUUGACACCCAGAGCUUCUGGGUCCAAGUCUUGUCUCUUCACUUACAAGCUGUGUAACUUUGAAUGAGUUACUUAACAUCUCUUGGUCUCAUUUUCCUAAAAUAAAAUUUGGUAUUAAAAGUUUUACCUAAUUCUUAGGAUCAUUUUAAGAAAGCUAAAUUUUAUUAAAUGUAAAGCAUUUAUCUGAAAGUCUUGUUUAUAAGAAUAAAUAUUUGCUCUCAUUUUUCUGAAAAAAUGUAAGCUGUUCCAAUGUCCUGGAGAACAAGUAUUUUCACUUCAAGAGAGCAAGAGCUGGCUCUAUGAAGUCUAAUUUUCCAGGUCCAAAAAUGAAAAACCCUGAUGCAGAUAGUAUGAGUUUCCAUACUCUGUGCAAUAGCCAGGGCCCUGAUGAGGCUCAGCAGUCCUUCUGAGGGAUAGCUUUUUGCUGUUCAGGCCUUUUCCUUGAGGUGAAACAUGUGAGUAUAUCACUCCAUUUGCCAUCCCAUGCACUUCUAUUCUUUUUUAUCAUUUCAAACUCAGGAUGAGGAAUAGACCUACUUAGGAUAGCAAAGACAAACUGUUUUUAGAGAAGUAUGCAUUAUAAAGUAGCACAGGCACUAUGACUACACAGAGCCCACAUCAAGAUUCGCAGAGCUGCAGAGAAAGGGGUAGUCUCUUGGCCACACUGGAUGAAAAUGAAAGUGCCUGGCUUGGGACUGAUUUACAGUAAAACCUGUGGAAGAUGGAAUCUGUGUAAAGCAAAAACCUGUCAGAGAAGGAAAACUCAAGUAUUUUCCACUGAAAUGAGCAAUAGGAAAGUAGGAAGACUGCACCUGUCAAAGCAGAAAACUUGCGAGACCUGGAAAAAUGAGACAAUCCCGUCGAGUUCCAGCUCUCAGGUUUCACUGUAUACAUACACACACUCACAUAUAUGCAUAUAUGCACACAGCUAAAAAAGUAUAUAUAAUAUAUAAUCAUGGGUAUAAACCUAGCACACUCCCAUGGAUUGAAUUGUGUCCCCCCAAAAUAUGUGUCGACUUGGUUAGGCCAUGAUUCCCAGUAUUGUGUGGUUGUCCUUCAUUUUGUAAUUGUAAUUUUAUGUUAAAGAGGAUUAGGAUGGGAUUGUAACACCCUCACUAAGGUCACAUCCCUGACCCAAUGUCAAGGGGCUUUUCCUGGGGUGUGGCCUGCACCACCUUUUAUCUUUCAAAAGAUAAAAAGGAAAGGGAAGUCAGCGGAGAGGGGGGACCUCAUACCACCAAGAAAGCAGUGCCAGAAGCAGAGUGCAUCCUUUGUACCUGGGUUCCCUGCACCAAGAAGCUCCUAGUCCAGGGGAAGAUUGAUGGGAGGGUCAACAGAGAGAGAAAGCCUUCCCCUGGAGCUGGUGCCCUGAAUUUGGACUUUUAGCCUGCUUUACUGUGAGGAAAUAAACUUGUUUGUUAGAGCCAUCCACUUGUGGUAUUUCUGUUAUAGCAGCACUAGAUGACUAAGACACACAUACAUAAACAUUAUUCCAGGUAACAUUUACAAGUAUAAAAAAGAGAAUUUAUAUCAGGAGGCUAAACCAAACCCAAACCAAACCCACUGCCAUUGAGUCGAUUGCGACUCUUAGCGACCUCAUAGGGUUUCCAAGGCUAUAAAUCUUUAUGAAAGCAGACUGCCACAUCUUUCUUCCAUGGAGCCGCGGAUGGUUUUGAACCACUGACCUUUUGCUUUAACCACUGCGCCGCCAGGGCUCCAUCAGGAGGCUAAAAGAGUUUAUAAACUGAGUUUUUCCCCGUGGUCCCAAAGCUUAUAAUGAAUGGCCGGGCCAGGAUUAGUGCCAGUCUGUAUUAUCUGCACCACGUCCCCAGGGAGAAGGCAGCAGCCUGACUCUCAAGGAUGUGGGGUGGAAGUGAGAGCCCAGGAGAUGCUGAGCUGCAGGAGGAACCUGGAGCAUCUUAGAGAAAACCUUAGCUGCCACAAAAUGUAGACUGAUAUGCCGAAUUCAUGAAGCCAUAAAGGAUGCAAGAGUAGAUAACCAAAUCAUAAUGAUUUAUUAAGUCACUCCAUUAAAAACAAACAAACAAAAACCCCAUUACAGUGGUGUCAAUUCUGGCUUGUGGCAAUCCCAUGUGAUACAGAGUAUAACUACUCCAUAGGGUUUUCUUAGCUAUAGCCUUUACAGAAGCAGAUCGCCAGGCCUUUCCUCCAUGGAGCUGCUGGGUGAAUUUGAACCACCAACCUUUUAAAUUAGCAGUCAGGUGCAAACUGCUUGUGCUAUCCAGGGGCCAAGCCACUUUGUUACCAGGAUGCUAUUGCAGUUGACAUGAAUAAAAUGUCCCCUUACUUUAGAGGGUAAACAUUGUAAUUGGACGGUUAAAAUCCCGGCCUCUGAAACCAGAUCAAAUUUUGUAUAGUUAUGAUAUAGCACUUGAUGGUUAAAGCCCUUGACUACUAGCCAGCAGCUCUGUGGGGCGAAAACUUGGCAAUCUAUUUCUGCAGAGAUUUACCGCCUUGGAAACCCUUGGGUCGCUCUCAGUCAGAACUGACUGGACAGCACUAGGUUUGGUUAUUUUUUUUUGAUAUGGCUAUGUCAUAGUGGCCCUUAUCAAAUUAAGCACUUGCUUUCUUUGGGACUGAGUUUCUCAUUUGUAAAAUAGAUAAAAAUAAUAAAACUUACCUGAUGGAGAUAUUGUGGAAAUUAAAUAAUAGAAUGUUUGUAAUAACAUCUACCAUUUCCUACACAAAAGGACUGAUCCAGAGUGGUGUCUGUUUUUUUCAUUGGCUUCUUCUCUCUUACUUGAGACAAAUGAUUUUAAGAAUAUGUAAUAAUUUACUUGAAAAAUGGUUAACUUUGUUUCAAGAAAUAGAAUAAUUUGAUUAUGUACUUAUGGAUUAAGAAAAAGUCUAAGUAUAAAAUAAAUGUUACAUCAUUGUAAAAAUAUUUGUUCUCAUCUUCUUCAUAACCGACUAGUCAUAUUUUACAAAUAAGCCUGACUUUGCAGACCCUGGGGGCAAAGUAAGACUUAAUGCGGUUAGAGUGUGGGGGUGUAGAUGGAUCAAACACCAGGCAUUAAGGAAACUAUCUGUGUAAAUUUUAGGAAGAAAAAGAAGAUUUGAAAACUUGUUGGUUAAAAUUUGUCAAAGGGGUUUAUAUAAAUGUUAGCAAUACCAGAUCAAAAGCAGAAUUUUCUUAUGUAUUAUAGAGAUUAUGUUCCACAACAACAAUAGAAUGUAGAAGCAUGAGUAUCUCAGUAGGCUCAAGUCAAUAUUCAAUAAUACAAAUACCUGCAUAUCUAUCUAACUGCCACUCCCAAUAUACAACAGCUUGUAAUAGAUCUGAGAUAAUAAGGAACAAGGUUGACAAGUCCCCUGCUUGCCUUUAGGAAAUUUACUGUUGGGAGCUUCAAUGCU
Messenger RNA from Loxodonta africana (African savanna elephant), 5534 nucleotides. RefSeq names its product E3 ubiquitin-protein ligase TRIM22-like. Gene Ontology annotation, cellular component: cytosol; cytoplasm; nucleoplasm. The coding region runs from base 202 to 1698 and encodes 498 amino acids. Gene Ontology annotation, molecular function: zinc ion binding; protein homodimerization activity; protein kinase binding. The record is from RefSeq and is a predicted model, not a curated record. The transcript has 8 exons. Gene Ontology annotation, biological process: protein polyubiquitination; positive regulation of canonical NF-kappaB signal transduction; regulation of viral entry into host cell. Lineage: Eukaryota; Metazoa; Chordata; Mammalia; Proboscidea; Elephantidae.